This is a messenger RNA of Bufo gargarizans (Asiatic toad), 2090 nucleotides long. It is a transcript of the gene ALKBH8, whose product is annotated as alkB homolog 8, tRNA methyltransferase. Gene Ontology annotation, biological process: tRNA wobble uridine modification. The record is from RefSeq and is a predicted model, not a curated record. The coding region runs from base 47 to 1972 and encodes 641 amino acids. Gene Ontology annotation, molecular function: S-adenosylmethionine-dependent methyltransferase activity; tRNA binding. NCBI's taxonomy places the organism in Eukaryota, Metazoa, Chordata, Amphibia, Anura, Bufonidae. Gene Ontology annotation, cellular component: nucleus; cytoplasm. The transcript has 12 exons.
CGCUGCAUUCUGGGAAGUGUAGUCUUUUUGCGGCGACUUCCUGAACAUGGCGGCGUCCAGUGAGUCUAUAGAAGAGCAGAUGCCGGAGUGUGACACAAGAGCCAGGCUGACCAAAGAGCAGAAGAAGCUGAUGAAGAAAGAAGCGAAGGCAAAGAAUAUUCUGCUGCGGCACGAAGGCAUAGAGACCGUGUCACGACCAUCAAAGAGCUUGGUAGUUGCCAAUGGAGGUCUGGGGAACGGAGUGAGCAGACAACAGCUCAUUGAUGUCCUGAAGCCCCAUGGACUGGUGGAGUCACUGGUGAUGCCCCCGAACAAGCCCUACUCCUUUGUCACCUAUGCGUCCCCUGAGGCAGCCAUCAGUGCUUACUCAGCAAUCAGUGGACAAGACAUCCCGUCUGUGGACGUGGAGCAGAAGAUCACUCUGUACCUGAGUUUUGUGGAUAAAGUUGAAGUAAAAGAGGCGUCCUCUCCGGCGCUGCCCCCCGGCCUACUAAUCGUAGAAAACAUUGUUUCUCCAGAAGAAGAACUUGUACUUUUGGAAAAUAUUAAUUGGGAGACAGAUAAUUCCAACCAGAAGUCACUAAAACAUCGGAGGGUGAAGCAUUAUGGAUAUGAGUUCCGAUAUGAUAAUAACAAUGUAGAUAAGGACAAGCCGUUACCUGGAGGUCUUCCAGAGUUCUGUAACGUGUUGCUGGAAAGAUGUCUGCAUCAGAAGCUGAUAAAGAAUAUGCCAGACCAAUUAACAAUAAACCAGUAUGAGCCCGGGCAAGGUAUCCCACCACAUAUCGAUACCCAUUCUGCGUUUGAAGAUGAAAUUGUCUCUUUGAGCUUGGGAUCAGAGAUAGUCAUGGACUUCAGGCACCCGGAUGGCACUAAUGUCCCCGUUAUGGUGCCCCAGCGCAGUUUGCUGGUGAUGAGUGGAGAAUCUAGAUAUCUGUGGACACAUGGCAUCACUCCAAGAAAGUUUGAUGUUAUUCAAGUAUCAGAAGGACAGAAAGUUGGGACGGUCAGCGGGAACACAGAAGAGCUAACCCUGAGCAAGAGGGGUACGAGGACAUCCUUUACAUUUAGGAAAAUAAGAGCCGGCUCGUGUAAAUGUGCUUUUCCAUUAGUAUGUGAUAGCCAGCAAGUCCUACAGAAGAAAACCCCUCCUCUGGUCAGUGACCUAGAGCCUGAAUCCCUGGAAAAGGAAUACGUUCACAAGGUCUAUGAAGAUAUCGCUAGCCAUUUCAGCAGCACAAGACACAGUCCGUGGCCCAAGGUGGUCGACUUCCUUAUGAGUCUACCAGACGGUUCUCUCGUGGCUGACGUAGGCUGUGGCAACGGCAAAUAUAUUGGCGUCAAUAAGAAUUUGUACAUGGUCGGCUGUGACCGCAGCAAGAACCUUGUGGACAUCUGUGGAGAAAGAAGAUUUGAGGCCUGUGUUUGUGAUGCAUUGUCGGUUCCUUUCAGAAAUGGCUCGUUUGAUGCAUGUAUCUCCAUAGCCGUGAUUCACCACUUUUCCACUGAGGAAAGAAGACUGGCAGCCAUACGAGAAUUAUUCCAUCUAAUUAAGAGAGGAGGGAAAGCUCUUAUUUACGUCUGGGCUAUGGAACAGGAGUACAAGAAGAACAAGUCAAAGUACCUCAAGGAAGGCAAGACUCCUAAUGAGCAGAUCCUCCAGAAUCCCACGUGCGAUCAGCCUCAUCGGGAGCCAGUCGCCAGUCUCCCCGUACACACGAACAGGACGGCAUUUGAUUCUCAGGACCUUCUAGUUCCUUGGCAUCUGAAAUCAAGCAAUCAAGUUAGAAAUAAUGAAUUCACUAGUGCCAAGGAAGAAAACCAGCUGCUGUCAGGCCCAGUGUAUCACCGGUAUUAUCAUGUGUUCCGCGAAGGGGAGCUGGAAAAGUUGUGUAGAAAAGUCACCGGUGUCGCCGUCCGGCACAGUUACCACGAUCAGGGAAACUGGUGCGUCAUUAUAGAGAAGUUAUGACCCGAGUGGAAGGAGAAAAUCGCCUUCAGGCUUCACAGGGGUUCUGGACUGUUGUCAGCAUUUUAUUUUUGUACAUAUUUUAUCAUGUUUGCAAUUUAAUAAAGAGAUGUGAUCAUGA